This is a messenger RNA of Marmota flaviventris (yellow-bellied marmot), 4080 nucleotides long. RefSeq names its product nucleotide binding oligomerization domain containing 1 (gene Nod1). Gene Ontology annotation, molecular function: protein binding. Gene Ontology annotation, biological process: regulation of apoptotic process. NCBI's taxonomy places the organism in Eukaryota, Metazoa, Chordata, Mammalia, Rodentia, Sciuridae. The record is from RefSeq and is a predicted model, not a curated record.
GCGCUACCGCGGCGACUGCGCUCCCGGCGCACCUGGCGCUCGGUCUCGCCUGCAGCCGCUGUCUGUUCUGCAAACUUGGCCAGAUUCCAGAAAGAAAUUGAAGUUUUAAGGCGAGAAGUGAAAUAUUUUUACUUCCUUCCCAGAAUGAUGCCAGACACUUUAAAAGAGUCUGCACUGGGAGGCGGGGACCCUGAGGGUCCUGAAUCCUGAUUGCCCUUGUACCAGGAAGACACCUGCAGCUAACGAUGAAUGUGGGAAAAGUAGCUAUUUGCUACUUUAACUAUGGAAACACAGGAGCACCGUGAGAGCAUCCCAGCUGGUUCUGACUCCUACAUCAACUUGUUGAAGAUCAACCGGGAACUUCUGGUCACUCACAUCCGUAACACUCAGUGUGUGGUGGACAACUUGCUGGAGAAUGACUACUUCUCAGCUGAGGAUGCAGAGAUCGUGGGUGCCUGCCCCACCCAACCUGACAAGGUCCGAAAACUUCUGGACCUGGUCCAGAGCAAGGGUGAGGAGGUUUCUGAGUUCUUCCUCUACGUGCUCCAGCAACUUGCAGAUGCUUAUGUGGACCUCAGGCCGUGGCUAUUGGAGAUCUGCUACUCUCCUUCCCAGCUCAUUCAGAGCAAAACUAUUGUCAACACCGACCCAGUGAGCAGGUACACCCAGAAGCUGCGGCACCAAUUGGGUUGUGACUCCAAAUUCAUGCUGUGUUAUGCCCAAAAGGAGGACCUGCUGCUGGAGGAGAUCUACAUGGAUACCGUCAUGGAGCUGGUGAGCUUCAGCAACGAGAACCUGGGCAGCCUGGGCAGCCUGUCCUGCCUCCUGGACCACAGCUCAGGCGUCCUCAACGAGCAGGGCGAGACCAUCUUCGUGUUCGGGGACGCGGGUGUGGGCAAAUCCAUGCUGCUGCAGCGGCUGCAGAGCCUCUGGGCCUCAGGCCGGCUGGACAUAGGGGUCAAGUUCUUCUUCCACUUCCGCUGCCGCAUGUUCAGUUGCUUCAAGGAGAGUGACACGCUGUGCCUGCAGGACCUGCUUUUCAAGCAUUACUGCUACCCGGAGCAGGACCCCGAUGAGGUGUUUGCUUUCCUGUUGCGCUUUCCCCACGUGGCCUUCUUCACCUUCGAUGGCUUGGACGAGCUGCACUCGGACUUCGACUUGAGCCGAGUGCCUGACAGCUGCUGCCCCUGGGAGCCCGCCCACCCGCUGGUCCUGCUGGCCAACCUGCUCAGCGGAAGGCUGCUCAAGGGCGCCAGCAAGCUGCUCACGGCCCGCACGGGUGUCGAGGUGCCCCGCCAGCUCCUGCGGAAGAAGGUGCUUCUCCGGGGCUUUUCCCCCAGCCACCUGCAGACUUAUGCCCGGAAGAUGUUCCCUGAGCGCCCUGCGCAGGACCGCCUGCUGCAGCAGCUGGAGGCCAACCCCAACCUCUGCAGCCUGUGCACCGUGCCUCUCUUCUGCUGGAUCAUCUUCCGGUGCUUCCAGCACUUCUACACCACCCUCGAAGGCUCCCCGCAACUUUCGGACUGCACGGUGACCCUGACCGACGUCUUCCUGCUGGUCACCGAGGUCCAUCUGAACAGGACGCAGCCCAGCAGCUUGGUGCAGCGCAACACGCGCAGCCCGGCCGAGACCUUCAGCGCGGGCUGGCGCACACUGCGCUCGCUGGGGCAGGUGGCUCACAGCGGCAUGGAGAGGAGCCUCUUCGUGUUCACCCAGGAGGAGGUGCAGGCCUCCGAGCUGCAGGAGGGGGACCUGCAGCUGGGCUUCCUGAGGGCCGUGCCAGAAAUGACCCCUGAAGGGGGACAGCAGUCUUAUGAGUUUUUCCACAUCACCCUCCAGGCCUUCUUUACCGCCUUUUUUCUCGUGGUGGACAACAAGGUGGGGCACCGGGAGCUGCUCAGGUUCUUUCAAGAGUGGGCGCCUCCUGGAGAGGCAGCGGUAGAGUCCUGCUAUCCUCCCUUCCUUCCUUUCCAGUGCUUCGGGGGCGGCAGGCUGGCACGUUCUGAUCCCUUCAAAAACAAGGAUCAUUUUCAGUUCACCAACCUCUUCCUGUGCGGGCUGUUGUCCAAAGCCAGACAGAAACUCCUGCAGCACCUGGUGCCUGCUGCCACCCUGCGGAGGAAGCGCAAGGCCUUGUGGGGGCACCUGUUUGCCAGCCUGCGCGCCUACCUGAAGAGCCUGCCCCGGUGUCAUUCCGGGGGUUUCAGCCAAGUGCAGGCCAUGCCCACCUUCCUCUGGAUGCUGCGCUGUAUCUAUGAGACGCAGAGCCAGAAGGUGGGGCAGCUGGCGGCCAAGGGCAUCUGCGCCAACUACCUCAAGCUGACCUUCUGCAAUGCCUGCUCCGCUGACUGCAGUGCCCUUUCCUUCGUCCUGCACCACUCCCGCAAGCGGCUUGCCCUUGAUCUGGACAACAACAAUCUCAACGACUAUGGUGUGCGGGAGCUGCAGCCUUGCUUCAGCCGCCUCACCGUUAUCAGACUCAGUGUCAACCAGAUCACGGAUAGUGGUGUGAAGGUGCUGUGUGAAGAGCUGACCAAGUACAAAAUUCUGGAGUAUUUGGGUUUAUACAACAACCAGAUCACAGAUGUGGGAGCCAGGUACGUCGCCCAAAUCUUGGAUGAAUGCAAGGCCCUCACCCACCUGAAACUGGGGAAAAACAAGAUAUCUAGCGAAGGAGCGAAGUGGCUGGCCCUGGCUGUGAAGAACAGUACAUCCAUCUCUGAGAUUGGGAUGUGGGGCAAUCAAAUAGGGGAUGAAGGAGCCAAAGCUUUCGCAGAGGCUCUGAAGAACCACCCCAGCCUGAGCAAUCUAAGUCUUGCAGCCAACUGUAUCUCCACGGAAGGAGGAAAGAGCCUUGCCAGGGCCCUGCAGCAGAAUACGACACUGAAGAUAUUCUGGCUGACCCAAAAUGAACUCAAUGAUGAAGUGGCCGAGAGCUUUGCAGAAAUGCUGAAAGUCAACCAGACAUUGAAGCAUUUAUGGCUCAUCCAGAAUCAGAUCACAGCCACGGGGACCGCCCAGCUGGCAGAGGCCUUACAGAACAACACUGGCAUAACGGAGAUUUGUCUAAAUGGGAACUUGAUAGAGCCAGAGGAGGCCAAAGUCUUUGAAGAUGAGAAGCGGAUCAUUUGUUUCUGAGAGGACUUUCCUAUGCUUGGGUCUUCGCCCUGGAAGGCCCCGUAGCAGCUGCUGCCACCCUGUGCAGUCAGGGCAAGCAGGCUGCAACCCAGGGCAUGCGGCCAGGGGCCUGUUGGAGCACACUCCUAAUGAUGCAGGCCCACCUCCGUGGUGAUGUCCACCCUAAGCUGUUAGGGUGUUGCAGAAACAGUGUGCACCCUGUGAGCUGCGGUAGUCACUGCAAAACAGUAUCAGGUUUUCUAUACUAUGAAGACUUCGUUGUGUAUCUGUAAUUAUUUUAUCCAAAGCUGGAGGAAUAAGACUGAAGAGAAAAGGCCAGCCUCAGCUGGCACAGAUGCCUGCCCUAAGAACCAGAGCCAGUGUGUUGACCGCUGCUGUCUUCAGGGGAGAGUGGAGGACCUGGUGCAGAGUCAGUGCCAAGCUUCUCGGAAAGAAGGUUCUCAACGCACAGGAAAUAUCCACCCUCCUUAGUACUUCCCCACGUACUGAUGUCCCCUUCAUGGCUGUGGAUACUGAAGGGUGUAGGAUGUGGGGAUGUGGCUCAUCCAAGGUCCUGUGGGGAGCUGGUGUCAGGAGCUCAUCACAGGCUUCUCAGUCCUGAGUCUGUGUGCUGACAAGAUAAGAGGAUGCUCUCUAGGCCAGUCUAAGAGGAAGACAGUGACAAUGCCUUCAUCACAUAGAGCUUCGAGUCUGGACUCUACCUGUCCCAACUGCACUCCACAGCUAAUGUGCCUGCCCAGGAAGAAGCAUGGACUCCUGUUCUCCAGAGGGAUAGGCAUGACUUGUCUUGGUGGCCCUGGCACUCACACCACACAGAAGCUUUUCUCUACAUUGCCCUCUUAGGAAGGGAAGUCUCAGCCAGGCGUGAUGGCACACUCCUGUAAUACCAGUGUUUGGGGAGGCUGAGGUAGGAGGAUUGCAGGUUCAAAGCCAGCCUCAGCA